AUGUCUGAUGUGCCAAGUGAUGCAAAUGCUGGAUGUCCAGGAACCGGAAGUGAUGGAGCUGGUAAAGCAUCAGGUUGUGCAGGCUGUCCAAAUCAAAGUUCAUGUGCAAGUGGAGCCGGACCAAAACCAGAUGCUGAUAUUGAAUUUAUUCAAGAUAGAUUCCGAAAGAUUAAACAUAAAAUUUUGAUUCUCAGUGGAAAAGGUGGUGUUGGAAAAAGUACAUUGACUUCGAAUUUGGCGAGAGCACUUGCUGCAGAUCCAACAAAACAGGUUUGUUAUUCAUGAAUUUUUACAUGAAACUUUGUUUUUUCGAAAGGUUGCGAUUCUCGAUGUCGAUAUUUGCGGACCAUCACAACCACGAAUGAUGGGAGUCGAAAAUGAAGAAGUUCAUAGCAGUGCCGAUGGAUGGACUCCAGUUGGAAUUCAACCAAAUUUAACAUUGAUGAGUAUUGCAUUUUUGCUUGGAAAUAAAGACGAUGCUGUUAUUUGGAGAGGUGCUAGAAAGAAUGGAAUGAUCAAACAAUUUUUGAAAGAUGUUGAUUGGGGAGAUGUAAGAUUUGUUCUUUUUUUUUCAAGUUUUUCAGAAGAUCUCUAGAUUUUGAAAUAUUUAUAGGUUGAUUAUCUUUUAAUUGAUACACCACCUGGAACUUCUGAUGAACAUAUUUCACUUGUUCAAUUUUUGCUCCAAGCUGGACCAUUGGAUGGAGCUUUGAUUAUUAGCACACCUCAAGAAGUAUCAUUAUUAGAUGUUCGAAAAGAAGUUAGUUUCUGUAUGAAAACGAAGGUUCCAAUUUUGGGAGUUGUUGAAAAUAUGGCAAGAUUUGUAUGUCCGAAUUGUGCACACACAACUAUGUUAUUCCCGAAUUCAACAGGUUUGUUUCAUUUUUUUUCUUCACUCAUUUUCUAAUUUCAUUUUAUUCCAAUUAUAGGUGGAGCUGAAAAAAUGUGCGCCGAUUCGAAUCUUGAACUUCUUGCUCAACUUCCACUUGAUCCAGCAUUGGCAAAAGCACUUGAUAAUGGCGAAGAUUUCUUUGAAACUCAUCCAGAUUCUACUUUAGCUACUUCUUUCAAAAAACUUGCGGAACAAGUUCAAGCAAAAUUGAAAUAA
Caenorhabditis angaria is the source of this 1108-nucleotide messenger RNA. Lineage: Eukaryota; Metazoa; Nematoda; Chromadorea; Rhabditida; Rhabditidae. The record is from the annotation of a GenBank genome assembly.